Messenger RNA from Elephantulus edwardii (Cape elephant shrew), 2671 nucleotides. It is a transcript of the gene TTC7A, whose product is annotated as tetratricopeptide repeat domain 7A. The coding region runs from base 94 to 2670 and encodes 858 amino acids. The record is from RefSeq and is a predicted model, not a curated record. Lineage: Eukaryota; Metazoa; Chordata; Mammalia; Macroscelidea; Macroscelididae. Gene Ontology annotation, biological process: phosphatidylinositol phosphate biosynthetic process; protein localization to plasma membrane. Gene Ontology annotation, molecular function: protein binding. The transcript is spliced from 20 exons. Gene Ontology annotation, cellular component: plasma membrane.
CCCACCGCCCGCGUGUGCGCCCCAGCCUGGACGCCGGCCCCGGCCUGGCCGCCAGUUCUCCGCUGCUCCUUCCAUGACAGCACCCGCUCGAAGAUGGCUGCGAAGGGCGCGCACAGCUCCCACCUGAAGGUGGAGGGCGAGCUGGAGCGCUGCCGCGCCGAGGGUCACUGGCACCGCGUGACCGAGCUGGUCCGCCAGCUGCAGACGCGGCUCCAGCCCAGCGGAAACAGCCGGCGAGCCGCCGCCAGCGCCGGGUCCAUCGCCCAGGACACCGAUGACUUUGGGAAGUUACUCCUGGCCGAGUCCCUCCUGGAACAGUGUUUGAAGGAGAACCACGCCAAGGUCAAAGACUCCGUCCCUUUGGAGAAGAGCGAGCCAAAGAUCCUAGAAGCGAGGAAUUAUCUGAGUAGUAUUCUUAGUCACGGGAAGCUAUCACCACAGUACCUGCAAGAAGCCAUGCUGAUCCUGGGCAAGCUGCAUUACCUGGAGGGCUCCUACCGCGAUGCCAUCAGCAUGUAUGCCCGGGCGGGGAUCGACGACAUGUCCAUGGAGAACAAGCCCCUCUACCUGAUGCGGCUGCUGGCGGAGGCCUUCGUCAUCAAAGGCCUCUCCCUGGAACGCCUCCCCAACUCCAUCGCUUCCUGCCACCGCCUGUCAGAGCGAGAGGAGGACGUCAUCACCUGCUUCGAGAGGGCCUCUUGGAUUGCCCAGGUGUUCCUGCAGGAGUUGGAGAAGACAACCAGUAACACCACGUCGAGGCAUCUGAAAGUCUCUCACCCGCCUGACUAUGAGCUCACCUACUUCCUGGAAGCCGCCCUUCAGAGCGCCUACGUGACCAACCUGAAAAGGGGGAACAUCGUGAAAGGCAUGCGGGAGCUCCGGGAGGUGCUGCGGACGGUGGAGACCAAAGCGACACAGAACUUCAAAGUGGUGGCAGCCAAGCACCUGGCGGGGGUCUUGCUGCACUCACUGAGUGAGGAGUGCUACUGGAGCCCCCUGUCCCAGCCCCUGCCCGAGUUCAUGAGCAAGGAGGAGAGCUCCUUCGUCACCCAGGCCCUGCGCAAACCCCACCUCUACGACGGAGACAACCUCUACUGCCCGAAGGACAACAUUGAGGAAGCACUCCUGCUGCUCCUCAUCAGCGAGUCCAUGGCCACUCGGGACGUGGUGCUGAGCCGGACGCCGGAGCAGAAGGAGGACCGGACAGUGAGCCUACAGAACGCAGCGACCAUCUACGAUCUCCUGAGCAUCACGCUGGGCAGGCGGGGCCAGUACGUCAUGCUCUCCGAGUGCCUGGAGCGAGCCCUGAAGUUUGCCUUUGGGGAGUUUCACCUUUGGUACCAGGUCGCCCUGUCCAUGGUGGCUUGUGGGAAGUCAGCCUACGCUGUGUCCCUGCUUCGAGAGUGUGUGAAGCUGCGGCCCACUGACCCCACUGUGCCCCUGAUGGCUGCCAAGGUCUGCAUCGGGUCCCUGCACUGGCUAGAGGAAGCUGAGCACUUCGCCAUGAUGGUGGUCAGCCUGGGCGAGGACGCAGGGGAGUUCCUCCCCAAGGGCUACCUGGCACUGGGUCUCACCUACAGCCUGCAGGCCUCCGACGCAACCCUGAAAUCAAGGCAAGAUGAGCUGCACAGGAAAGCGCUGGAGAUGCUGGAGAGGGCUCAGGAGCUGGCACCUGGAGACCCCCAGGUCAUCCUCUAUGUCUCACUGCAGCUGGCCCUCGUCCGACAGAUCUCUAGUGCCAUGGAGCAGCUGCAGGAGGUCCUCAAAGUGAGCCGAGACGAUGCCAACGCCCUCCACCUGCUGGCGCUGCUCUUCUCUGCCCAGAAGCACCACCAGCAUGCCCUGGACGUCAUCAACAUGGCCAUCACUGAGCACCCAGAGAACUUCAACCUGAUGUUCACCAAGGUGAAGCUAGAGCAAGUGCUCAAAGGCCCGGAGGAGGCCCUCGUGACCUGCAGGCAGAUGCUGCAGCUGUGGCAGACGCUGUACAGCUUCUCGCAGCUGGGCGGCGUGGAGAAGGAGAAGGAUGGCAGCUUCGGCGAGGGCCUCACGCUGAGGAAGCAGAAUGGCAUCCACCUGACCCUGCCUGAUGCUCAUGAGGCCAACUCAGGCUCUCAGCGGGCAUCGUCCAUCGCAGCCUCUCGGCUGGAGGAGGCCAUGUCGGAGCUGACCAUGCCCAGCUCGGUCCUGAAGCAGGGACCCAUGCGCAUGUGGACCACGCUGGAACAGAUCUGGCUGCAGGCUGCUGAGCUGUUCAUGGAGCAGCGGCACCUCAAGGAGGCGGGCUUCUGCAUCCAGGAGGCGGCAGGCCUCUUCCCCACGUCGCACUCGGUGCUCUACAUGCGGGGCCGGCUGGCCGAGCUGAAGGGCCGCUUGCAGGACGCCCAGCAGCUGUACCAGGAGGCGCUGACGGUGAACCCGGACGGCGUGCUCAUCAUGCACAGUCUGGGCCUGAUGCUGAGCCAGCUGGGCCACCAGAGCCUGGCGCAGAAGGUCCUCCGGGAUGCCGUGGAGCGGCAGAGCACCUGCCACGAGGCCUGGCAGGGCCUGGGCGAGGUGCUGCAGGCCCAGGGCCACAGCGAGGCUGCUGUCGACUGCUUCCUCACUGCGCUGGAGCUGGAAGCCAGCAGCCCUGUGGUGCCCUUCUGCAUCAUCCCCCGGGAGCUCUGAC